This is a messenger RNA of Gongylonema pulchrum, 378 nucleotides long. NCBI's taxonomy places the organism in Eukaryota, Metazoa, Nematoda, Chromadorea, Rhabditida, Gongylonematidae. The record is from the annotation of a GenBank genome assembly.
AUGCAGAGCGCUGUUACUGGAGUUGUUAUCGGUGGAUUCAACAAUUUAGCUGUGGGAAAUUAUAGCAUCAACGUCGGCAAUAGAUGGAUCAACUUCACGCCUUUUAUACUUCCGCACAAGGACCGUCGAGGCUUUGGCCUCACGGAACUGCCAAUACGAUUAUCUAAAUUAAUAAUAUCGAGCACGGCAGUGAACGGUAUUGGAAAUUAUGCGGUUUUUUCGUAUCCAACUGGACGACGUUAUGUGUGGUGGCCGGCCUGGUUUCGUCAAGGAAUGGCACCAAGAUACACCGCUGGCACGUACUAUUAUCAGUGGGUUUAUCCGACGGGUCAACAAGUAACUGACCAGCGGCUGGUCAACGUUAAUGUUCCAUAUUAA